Amoebophrya sp. A25 is the source of this 4394-nucleotide messenger RNA. The record is from the annotation of a GenBank genome assembly. Lineage: Eukaryota; Dinophyceae; Syndiniales; Amoebophryaceae.
AGGUCUAUGUUAUAAUUGGUUCCUAACCCUAGUAUAUUGUUUGACUUUCGACGCUGAGGCGUGAUCAUGUUUCGCAAUAUCCUCAUGGUUUUCGUUUGUACUAUAGGGAGACCACAAAGAUGACGACGCUCGAAGAUUUAGCCCGCCAUAAGGCGGCAUCACGUACACAAGAAAGAAAGAAAAUAGAAGAUACUCUUGUUGGCUCCUUCAUAAUGUAGUUGUACUGUAGCAAGAGCAGAUUUUCAUGACGACACGACUACAUUCUUGGAAAGUUCUUAUUUCUUCGCAUGAUACCCAUUUUUGAUUGUUCCUUCUCGAACCACCAAAUUUUUAUAGUCGUGGAAUUCUUCGUCUUGUUCUUCUAGUAGAGCUAGAUCUAGAAAAGCAUUUUGAUUGUAGAACAACUAUUGGAAAUUUUAUUUGAUUCUUUGUUUCUGUAGAAAAUAUCGAUCAUUCAUCCUAGAUUGAAUCUAGCAAAAAUGGCGUCGAAACAGAAAGAGGCGCUGCAGCGCCUUUACGAAAAGACGAAGGGGGCAGCCAAAAAAGAAAAGCAGCCCAAGGACUCCCGUUCCCCCGAUAGAGGUAAAAAUGAUAUUUAUCAAUGCUUUUCUCACGUGUUGACCUUGAUGACAUCACAUUAAUAUCGUAUUGGACUUGACUGACUAAAACUAACUGGAAAUAUGGUCAACAUGAACAAGUACUAUUUGGUGCUUGAUGCCGCAACAACAUAAGUAAGUUUUUAUCAUCAUUAAUAGAAGUAGAUUUUCAAUCGGAUUAUAACCAAAGAUCGGAAAAAAUUUCAGGUUAUUAACUAUGACCCACCUCUUAGUCUUACUUUCAUCUCCACUAAGGUCGCAAGGACAGCCGGAGUCGAAGUCGCAGUGGUAGUCGCAGCAAUGACAGCGAGGCUGAGAUGGGCCGCGCUAAGCGCGAAAGAGCUCUCGUUAUGCAGCGUAGAGAAGAAGAGGCCCAAAGGGAGCUCGAGCGUGAACGUGCGGAAGCGCGCCGCGGCCUUACAGAUGCAGACUACUGGCGCAUGAUUCAAAAGUAUUUUAGUACAACUCUUGAAGAAGAAUCUCAAGAAUUAGUUCUUCAAUCAUUUCGUAAGCUUAUCAUCUUUAUCUUUUUCCAGCACACACAACUUAUUCUUAUCCCCUCAGACGUGACGAGAAGGAAAUUAAGAAUCAGUCUAUUGGCGGAAAUAUUAUUCACGGCAAAGUCCACAAGCGUAAGGAUGAUCCGGGAUAUUUUAUGACAAUUGGAUGGCAGUCGCAGAUCGAUUGGAAAUUCGGGAAAGCUAACGAAAAAUUUGCUGAUCACGGACGACACACAAACGAUCUCGCUCUGUACUCUUACCGCUUCUUUAGAUCUAGGAUGUUCGACACAAAGAUGUUCUUCAUGCAUUUCUUCUAGCGUGCAUUUAGGGGAGUUUUGUUAGAACUUCGAUAUGCGUUUCUCUGUCGUGCUGUUGAUAUUGAUUCUGAUAUCAUUCUCGUCAAUAUGCUUUGUUUUUGUCUUGUACUACUAUCCUAAUCCUAAUCGUUCCCCUUUUCCCACUUCUAAAAUAGUAUGGGCAACCGACCACCUCGACAACGAACGCACGAAGAAAUCGCAAGGAAGCGUGGUAUUCAAGCUGACAUGCCAAUUAGAUUCGAGAAGAAAGACAGGAUGCGUGGAAACCCGGAAAAUGUGAAGCCGGCAUCCUACGAGUUGAAGCAUUCUGGUCCGAUUGUGGUACCGGAGUCGAAGAAGUUGCGCCCAAAAAUUACGGACUUCAAGAUCAACGCUUAAAUUUCAUUAUUUCGGUAGGAGAUUUUGUUUUAGGACCGCGAAAUGUAACUAGUACUAGUAGAAAGACCAAGACCUCACGAACAUCUUCGAGAUUGAAGAACGUCUAUGUUUGUAUGAGUCGUACCGCUUUUCCUAUUCCUCGGUAUCGAAAGCUAGAUGCGGCAUAGACUUGUUUAUCUGGAUAUGCAUUGUUCUUGUUGGGAAAUCGAAAUCUCUGUUCUCUUCUUUCUGAUAGAAUUUUUGAUAGACUCUAAUACAAAUACGCAAGGAGCUGCGACCGCCGGCGGAAGCAACGGAGUGGCGACAACGACUACGUCGAGCACAACUCCCAAAGGUGGAGCAGAUCGGCCUCGAAGCAGGCGCAGGAGUCCUCCGCGAAGGAGUCCGCCUCGCCGCAGACGCGAUAGCCGGCGUCGUUCGCGCGGACGAGGGCGUCGUGGUGACUCGCGCCGUCGAAGUCGAUCGCGAGGACGGCGGUCGCGCCGACGCAGCAGAUCCGGCGACCGACGUCGGAGUCGCUCUCCGUCGAGUGAUGACGGGAUCCAGCUACCACAACAAGAGGUAAUGCGCUUCGAUACGCCGCAGGCUGUCGCCACAGCAGGAAAUGGCGCUGCUGGAAGUAAAAAGAGCUCGAAAAACUCUAACAACCCCAGUGCGAAGGCUGCAGCGCCUCCAAUGGGUGUCAGUGCCGAGUAUCUGAAAGAGCGGGAGCUGGAGCAGCAGAGGGAGAAGGAAAAGGCACUGGAGCGAGAACGCGGCGGAGGCCGAUCCCGCAGCCGAGGUGGACGCCGCAGUCGUGGACGCAGGUCUCGCAGCGGCGGUCGCGGCAGGAGGCGGUCUAGAUCGCGUCGUGGCGACCGCCGUGUAUCCCCCGCGCGUCGCAGCAGAGGACGCUACUCGCCAAGCGCUCGAAAGCCGUCUUUGCCGGGCCGGGGAAACUAUCCGAAGUUCGUCCUCGCGAGCAAGGAAGAACAAGAGAAAGAGGAAGCAGCAGAAGGAGCAGCGGAUCAGAAGAAUAGUAGAGAGGAAGGAGAUGAAGAGGACGUCGAUUUGCGAGACAUUGAGCCGUCCGACGACAUACAGCAAAACCAGAACGAAAUCCAGGACCUAAACGAGGAAAUCGAUAUCGCCGACCUAGGACUCGAGGACGACGUCGUAGACCAAAACGAUGCGCAGGAACUGUCGGCGUCGGGAGACGGAGAUCGGUCUCGCUCCCCAGUCGCAGGUAACCGCGAUAGUCGUCGGCGCGAUGCACCGCGCAAACGGCAGGACAGUCGCCGUCCGCCGCCAAAACGCUCGGACAGCCGCGCAGGCCGCAGGGAAGCUGGCGGAGCAUGAUAAAGUUAUUCUUUGCUUCAAUCCAUCACUGGAGAUGGUGGACAAUAAUGUCAUACAAAGGAUAUUACAUUACACUUCCAGAAGCAUCCCUAAAGUUAGUAGGAACAACAGACUCAUUUUCUUCAGAAUGAACACGAGAUGAGCUAAUUAUAUAGCAGCUUUUCAUUCUCUGCUACUUUCACCUUCUCGGGUCCGUGUGCAGCCAGUGCGGUCUCAAUAGAAGGAGGAUCCCUCAUCUUCUAGAAGAUUGACUUCAUCGAGAUGGCACCAGACUCCAGUGCUUCGAUAGCAUGGCGAAUCUUACCACAGGGUGUAUGGCAUGAUUGAGAAGAGUCAGUCUAAUUUUGAUCUUCUCUGUCACAGAUUUGGUAUUCUCGAUUGCAUUCGUUGAUUUUUUGAGGGGUACAGGUACUUUACUAAUAUAUGGGUUGACGAGAAAGGGCAAACAAGAAAAGAUGAAGCUCAACAUCCAACGUGGUCUUACUUUGGUUCGCCUUCAUCGCAACAUAGAUAUUGGAAAAUAAAUGAACUAGGUGGAGCUUGAGGAAAAAAAUAAGUCAUGAUGAUAGUGUUUGUCAAAUUAGUAUGAGAUCUAGUACAGGAUAGUUGAAAGGCCUCAAAGGUGUUAGCAUAACACAGAAAAGAGGAUCCAUGACAUGACAUGACUUUUCCAUCGUUUCUCUCAAUAUUCUUGUCUAUGCUUGGAGCAGCGAAGGGACUGUAACGAAAGUCCAUUCUUGCGGUCACACACCUUGCCGACGAAAAUAAACCGUUGGAAGACACAGCAGGUCUUUUAUGAGGUCUUUUUGAGGUCAAGUUCUUCCUAGAACAAGGGGGGUUAUGAUCUACGAGAAUGCGCAUCUCGUGGUUUAGCGUCUUUGAGUUGGGGAAGUUGUAGAAGUUUACUUCUAAUGCCUCCUUAACAAGCCUGAUGAGUGACAAGAAGUCAUGAUGUCAUCGUUAUGAAGGUGGAACAGUGACCCAAACCCUUCCCCUUUGCGUUGACCCAUGAUUCGCUGUUAAAGACGUUUUUUUCACUCCUGUCAUCACCCAAAACAACCAAUCCCAAUCCCGUCGGAUCAUUUUCUUCCUUGAAUAACAUGUUUGGACAACGUGUCAAACUGAAACUCCACAAAAAUUUUCUUUGGUGAACAAAAACUUGUUGACUAAAUAGAACAACUGCUAUGUUCUAUGGAAAAUACUCCUUUAAUUCCGACGACGCUUCUUCGUGGGAAGUACAACUACCACACUUGUUGUUGUUGUUG